This is a messenger RNA of Perca fluviatilis (European perch), 1011 nucleotides long. RefSeq lists its product as uncharacterized. Gene Ontology annotation, biological process: T cell costimulation; cell surface receptor signaling pathway; cellular response to lipopolysaccharide. The coding region runs from base 39 to 707 and encodes 222 amino acids. Gene Ontology annotation, cellular component: external side of plasma membrane. The record is from RefSeq and is a predicted model, not a curated record. The transcript has 4 exons. NCBI's taxonomy places the organism in Eukaryota, Metazoa, Chordata, Actinopteri, Perciformes, Percidae.
AUAGUCUCUUCACCGCUGUCUCCUCUCACAGGGAGAAGAUGAUCUGCAGCAUCCUGCUGCUCAUCAUCCUGACCUCCUGUGUCUCUGGAACAUUUGUAGUGAAUGUGACCCAGACCUCCUAUCAGGCAGAGGAGAACCACCACAUCACACUGGAGUGGACCUUCACAUCCAACCCUCACAGUUCCUCCAACUCUCUUAAUAUCUUCUGUGAACUGUUAACUAUCCUCAAGAAUCCAGUCCUGUUUCAUCUCCAUGAAGGAGUUGAGGUCCCAGAGUCUCAGGAUGAACAGUUUGUAGGACGAGUCCAGUGGGACAAAGACGUCCUCAGAGAAGGACGACUCAGACUUCAUGUGUCCAGACUCAGGACUGAAGACUCGGGACUGUACCUGUGUGAUGUGCUCACAGAUUAUGGGAGUAACUCUGGUAGAUGUUUGCUCAAUGUCACUGCAGUGAGGGAUCGGCCUGAACCUGAGACACCAAACACAACAAGUCCACCAAACACAACAAGUCCACCAAACACAACAAGUCCACCAAACACAACAAGUCCACCACAACCAGAGAGUCGGGGAAGGAUCGUCCUCUACUGUGUACUGGGACUGACAGCAGCAACUCUGCUGGGUUUUUAUUUCUGUUAUUAUAGAUUAUUUCUGUCUAAAAAUCAAGAUUUCUACUGCUGGUUACUCUUUACCUCCACAGCUUUUCUUUAACCUUUAAAACACAUUCAGUGAGACGAUGACAGUCCCUGUCCUCUCCUGUAGACUGGAUCCUGAAUAAAGGAGUUCCCAUUGUUGUUAGCUUUUUCUCCACUAGGUGACACUAACGGCUUGUUAAAAUACAGCCGCAUGUUUGAACCAGUUCAACUGUUUAAAUGUUACUAAAGAUGUACAAACUCUAGUUUCCUGUACUAGUGAAGAUAUCAGGACAGAGACAACUUAAUAAAACAUUGUGCUGUUAUUAAUGUUAGAAUACACUAAAUGACGUGUUCUUAGAUUUCUGGGGACGAAGGAGAGG